CGCCGAGCAUGUUCGUGAACUUGCAUGUGGAUACUUUCUGUGUUUACCAGCAGGGUUCAGUGUUUACGUCGGAGCAGGUAGCGGCACCAGCGGCAAGAGUCAAAUUGUACUGAAAUUUGUUGUCAUUUGUUACUCAAUCGUCUAGCAAAACUGAGCAUCUGUUUAAAAACAUUGUUAAAUCUAUUUGGAAGUACCUCCCUGUAGUUUGCUAUCGUAGUUUGAAGUGAUGUUAAUGUAACUAACCUAAAAUGGCUCAGAGAGGUUUACCUCAGAGCAAAGAAGCUCUUUUGAAAUCCUACUCAGCACGUCUCAAAGAUGAUGUUAAAUCUCUUCUUGAAAAUUUUGAAGAGAUUAUCAAAUUGGCAAAAGGAGAGAGUGAUUCACAGCUUAGUCGGAUGACUCAGUGUGAACAGGACACAUAUGAAAUGCAUGUACGAUCUGCAAACAUUGUUCGGGCUGGAGAGUCCCUGAUGAAACUAGUGUCGGAUAUCAAGCAGUAUCUUAUUUUGAAUGACUUUCCAUCGGUCAAUGAUGCUAUUACGCAAAACUCAAAACUUUUUCGUCAAAAGCAAAGUGAAGCAGAUCAGAAACUUAUGAUGCUGAGAGAUGAUAUGGCAGCAGAUCUGUAUGAUUUGGAGGAAGAGUACUACAACUCUGUGUAUAAGUGUAGGAUAGCAGAUUAAAUGUAUGUUUUAUUGUGAAGUAUGUUUAAAUUUAUAUUCUGUAGAAAAAGAGAUUAUCUCUCUGGCAUAAACUCUUUUUUUAAAUUUUCCUUUUAAAAUGAAUGGCUCACAAUGUUACUAUUAUAAAUAUCAGUUGCUCCCUAUAAUGUGUAAAUAUGUCAUUUUUCUUUUAUCGAUUAAUAUUUUUUGUCUAGAGGACUGAAUAAACUACGAUUGAUUUUCA
Molecule: messenger RNA, 906 nt
Organism: Thrips palmi
Lineage: Eukaryota; Metazoa; Arthropoda; Insecta; Thysanoptera; Thripidae
Gene: MED22
Product: mediator of RNA polymerase II transcription subunit 22
Exons: 3
Coding region: 249-683 (144 amino acids)
Biological process (GO): regulation of transcription by RNA polymerase II
Cellular component (GO): mediator complex
Molecular function (GO): transcription coregulator activity
Source: RefSeq, a predicted model, not a curated record